Tupaia belangeri chinensis (Chinese tree shrew) is the source of this 2046-nucleotide messenger RNA. It is a transcript of the gene TSPEAR, whose product is annotated as thrombospondin type laminin G domain and EAR repeats. Bases 1 to 2046 code for a protein of 681 amino acids. Gene Ontology annotation, biological process: signal transduction. The transcript is spliced from 14 exons. Lineage: Eukaryota; Metazoa; Chordata; Mammalia; Scandentia; Tupaiidae. The record is from RefSeq and is a predicted model, not a curated record.
AUGUUACAAUUGGCUGAUGGAGGCCUGCUGCUGCCCAUGCACAGGACAGGUGACCAGUGGGCACAGGCAGGAGGCGCAGUGGGCAUCAGGCGACCUGAGCGGGUCGGCCUGCCCGGCUCCUCUGAGUCCUGCACCGGCUCCUCCUGGGAGGUGGACGACUGCCCAGAGAGCUACUGCGAGGCCCCCUGCUGUGCCCCCAGCUGCUGCGAACCCCGCUGCUGUGCCCCCAGCUGCUGUGCCCCGGCCCCCUGCCUGACCCUUGUCUGCACCCCAAAGAACGAGUACCUGCUCACGGUGGUGGCGGAGGAGAGCGACGCGCUGCUGCUCGGACUGCGCUACUCGCCCACCCAGAUGCAUUUCCUGUUUCUCAGCGAGGACGCUGCCGGCGCCUGGCAGACGCGCGUGCCCUUCCGCAGUCCGGCCCUGGUGGAUGGCCAGUGGCACACGCUGGUCCUGGCUGUGUCCGAAGGAUCCUUUUCCCUGACCACGGACUGCGGCAUCCCCGUGGACAUGCUGCAGGUGGCCCACCUGAAGGAGAUGAGGAACCAGAGGCUAGAGCCCAUUUUGGCCAUGAGACAAUUAAGGACCUUGCGCUUCCUGGGCACUGCAGGCUGCUUGAGACUCAGGGCACCAGGGAGCUUUGGAGCCAAAAGAGACUGCACUGGGCACCGAGGACGAAUGGCUGAUGUGCCCUUCCCAGCCACCCUGUCCGUGCAGGGGGCUCGGUUCUUCAUCGGCAGCAGGAGGAGAGCAAAAGGCCGGUUCACGGCCCUGCAGGGUCUCACAGGGAAACCAGAAGAUAACGAGGUGCUAAAAUAUCCCUAUGAAACCAGCGUGAAAGUGACACUGGGCUCCCGACCACCAUGUACCAAAGUAGAAGAUGCCCAAUUUUGGUUUGAUGCCAGCCGAAAGGGGCUGUACUUGUGUGUCGGCAACCAGUGGGUCUCCGUGCUAGCAGCCAAAGAAAGACUGGACUACGUGGAGGAGCACCAGGAGCUGUUCACCAACUCCGAGACCCUGGGCAUCGAGGUGUUCCGCAUUCCCGAGGUGGGGCUCUUCGUAGCCACAGCCAAUCGGAAAGCCAUGUCUGCCAUCUACAAGUGGACCGACGGGAAGUUCAUCUCGUAUCAGGACAUCCGCACACACCAAGCCCAGUCCUGGAGCCAUUUCACCAUCGGGAGAAAGAUCUUCUUGGCUGUGGCUAAUUUCGGACCGGAUAGAAAGGGCGAGGAGUUCUCUGUCAUUUACAAAUGGAGCCACAGGAAACUGAAGUUCACCCCAUACCAGAGGAUCGCCACCCACAGCGCCCGGGACUGGGAGGCCUUCGAGGUGCAGGGGGAGCACUUUCUGGCAGUGGCCAACCACCGGGAAGGUGACAACCACAACAUCAAUAGCGUUAUCUACAAGUGGAACCCCAGGACCCGCCUGUUCGAGAUCAACCAGACCAUCGCCACCUCGGGUGCCUAUGACUGGGAGUUCUUCACAGUGGGGCCCUACUCAUUCCUGGUGGUGGCCAAUACCUUCAACGGCACAUCCACCAAGGUGUACUCUCACCUGUACAUCUGGCUCGUGGGCACCUUCCAGCUCUUCCAGUCGUUCCAGACAUUCGGAGCUGCUGACUGGGAGGUCUUCCACAUUGGGGAGAGGGUCUUCCUGGCUGUCGCCAACAGCCACAGCUACGACGUGGAAAUGCAGGUCCAGAAUGACUCCUACAUCAUCAACUCUGUCAUCUAUGAGCUGAAUGUCACUGCACAGAGCUUUGUCAAGUUCCAGGACAUUCCCACCUGCAGUGCUCUGGACUGGGAGUUCUUCUCAGUGGGAGAAGACUACUUCCUGGUGGUUGCGAACUCCUUUGAUGGAAAAACCUUCUCUGUAAACAGUGUUAUUUACAGGUGGCAGGGCUAUGAGGGCUUUGUGGCCGUUCACCGCCUCCCGACCUUCGGCUGCAGGGAUUGGGAGGCCUUCAGCACCGCGGCCGGCUCCUACCUCGUCUACUCCAGUGCCAAGGAGCCCUUGUCCAGGGUGCUACGGCUGAAGACGUACUGA